GAAGGAUAGAUUAUUAGGUCAUGUGUGUGCUUCUUCUUAUUUAACCCUAUCUCCUCCCUCUUUUCCUAUUCUCUUCAUUGUCCUUUUAUUGUUUUUUUUUUUCUCUCUUUUCCUUCUGGUCUCCCUCUUCCCCUUUCCGACAACUAGUGGACAAAGUUCUUGACUCUACAAAAAAGAGUUGGGGAGGGGGGGUCGAGGGGUUUCACUUCAAUUCCCGAGGUUUACAACUUUUUCAUUACAUACCCACAUUAAUUUUAGUUCUCUUUGCUUUUCUUUCUGUGUUCUUUGUCUGGUUCAAUAAAAAGUUUAAAGAAAACGAGAGAGUGAACAAAAAGUUAUAGCUUUUUUAAGUUGAUUUGGUGCAACAGAUAUAUAUGUGUCUGGUUUUGACUCAGAUAUCUGAGGUUUAACCAGUUUUGAGUUGGACACAGUGUUGGGUCUCUACACAUCAUUUUCAAGCCUGGUGUUAUCGUUUUGAUUGGCGAAGAAUAUGAAUAACUUUACAAACGUUCCGCCAGGCUUUAGGUUCCAUCCCACAGAUGAAGAGCUCGUUGAUUACUACCUAAGAAAAAAAGUUGCUUCAAAAAGGAUAGAUCUGGAUGUAAUCAAAGAUGUUGAUCUUUAUAGAAUUGAACCAUGGGAUCUGCAAGAAUUGUGCAGAAUAGGAGCUGAGGAACAAAAUGAAUGGUACUUCUUUAGCCACAAAGAUAAGAAGUAUCCAACAGGUACUCGUACUAAUAGAGCAACAAAAGCAGGGUUUUGGAAAGCUACGGGGAGAGACAAGGCUAUUUACUGCAGGCAUUGCCUUAUUGGCAUGAGAAAAACCCUAGUCUUUUACAAAGGACGAGCACCCAAUGGACAAAAAUCUGAUUGGAUCAUGCAUGAAUAUCGACUAGAAACUAAUGAAAAUGGAACCCCUCAAGAAGAAGGAUGGGUGGUAUGUAGGGUAUUCAAGAAGCGAAUGACAACAGUGCAGAAAGUGGGUGAAUAUGACUCUUCAUGUUGGUACGACGAGCAGAUCUCAUUCAUGCAGGACUUUGAAUCCCCAAGGCGAAUUCCUCAGCCAUAUGCAUCAUACCCUCACCAGUAUCCCUGCAAGCAAGAGCUUCAAUUGCAACACAGUUUCCCCCAUGACCCUUUCCUUCAGCUCCCUCAGUUGGAAAGUCCCAGACUUCCACAAUCAGUCGCAAGUGUAAGCUGCAACUCGGUUGUUCCUUACGGAAGCAAUUUGCAGUCUUCGAGCCUCUCGCAGGAAGAACACAUGCAGCAAGGGCAUCAUCAGCAAAAUCUGAAUUCGCUUUACAACAACGGUGAGCAAGCAGUGGACCAAGUGACUGAUUGGCGAGUUCUUGACAAAUUUGUUGCCUCUCAGCUCAGCCAUGAGGAAGCUUCCAAGGAAAACAACUAUUCCAAUGCAGCUGCUAGCUUUCAUGUGGGUGAACAAAUGGAUUUACUAGGCGAUGAAUCCAAAAGGCCAGGAAUUGCUCAUCAAGAAUAUACCUCUACGUCCAAUUCGAGCUGUCAAAUUGACCUGUGGAAGUGAAAUAUAUUCAAGCAAUUAGAGCAUAUAUAUACUAAUUAUAGGAAGCAAAAUUUAUAAGAAAAAGAUGUUUUUAAUCCAGGUUUUCUGUACAUAAUAAAACUAUAUAUAUAUAAUAUAUGGUACUGCAUUAGCUAUGGGAGUCCUGGUGCCCUUAAUUUGUACCAGGCAUGUAGUUAUUGCUAAAUUGACAUUAUGCGAAGUACAAAUAAAUUAGUACGUACUUUUUACUGUGGCCGACAGCUCUUUGGGACUGAAUCGGCCUAAUAUUGAAUGUAUUUUCAGCUUGAAAUACAUAUGAUGGUUUCUUUA
This is a messenger RNA of Gossypium arboreum, 1852 nucleotides long. RefSeq names its product NAC domain-containing protein 7-like. The record is from RefSeq and is a predicted model, not a curated record. Gene Ontology annotation, molecular function: DNA binding. The coding region runs from base 491 to 1543 and encodes 350 amino acids. NCBI's taxonomy places the organism in Eukaryota, Viridiplantae, Streptophyta, Magnoliopsida, Malvales, Malvaceae. The transcript has 4 exons. Gene Ontology annotation, biological process: regulation of DNA-templated transcription.